AUCCUAACAAAAGAUAGAAAACUCUUCGAAUCUGCCCUGCUCCUCUAAACCCUAACUCAAAAACUUAUCGUAGCAGGAGCAGAUCAACAUUAGCAAAGAUGAGACCAAUUUUGAUGAAAGGGCACGAAAGGCCCUUAACAUUUUUGAAGUAUAACAGAGAAGGGGAUCUCUUGUUCUCCUGCGCCAAGGACCACACUCCCACCGUUUGGUUCGCCGACAACGGCGAGCGUUUGGGUACUUACCGCGGUCACAAUGGCGCCGUUUGGUGCUGCGAUGUCUCAAGAGAUUCAAUGCGCUUAAUAACUGGGAGUGCGGACCAGACAGCCAAGCUCUGGAAUGUUCAAACAGGGACUCAAUUGUACUCUUUCAACUUUGAUUCGCCUGCUAGAGCUGUGGAUUUUUCAGUUGGCGAUAAACUUGCUGUUAUUACCACUGAUCCAUUUAUGGAAUUACCUUCUGCUAUUCAUGUAAAACGCAUUGCAAGAGAUCCUGCUGACCAGACUGGCGAAUCUGUACUGAUUCUCAAGGGUCCCCAGGGAAGAAUUAACAGAGCUGUUUGGGGACCUUUGAACAGGACCAUUAUAAGUGCUGGAGAGGAUGCUGUAAUUCGCAUAUGGGAUUCUGAGACUGGAAAGCUUUUGAAAGAGUCAGAUAAAGAAGUUGGGCAUAAGAAGACGAUAACAUCACUUACAAAAUCUUCUGAUGGUUCACACUUUGUUACUGGUUCUCUAGAUAAAUCUGCAAAGCUAUGGGACAUCAGAACGUUGACUCUUAUCAAGACCUAUGUGACAGAACGUCCAGUCAAUGCUGUUACUAUGUCUCCACUUCUUGAUCAUGUUGUGCUUGGAGGUGGUCAGGAUGCUUCAGCUGUGACUACCACUGAUCACCGUGCUGGGAAAUUCGAAGCCAAAUUCUAUGACAAGAUUCUUCAAGAAGAAAUUGGAGGCGUGAAAGGUCAUUUUGGACCUAUAAAUGCUUUGGCUUUCAACCCUGAUGGGAAAAGCUUCUCAAGCGGAGGUGAAGAUGGGUACGUGAGGUUACAUCAUUUCGAUCCAGAUUACUUCAACAUUAAGAUUUAAAUUUGGCAGACAUGUGUAUUAGAUAACUAUGUAUCAGAAGGAGGAAAAGAAUCAACUUUGGAGAGAGAUGGAAAGGGAUUUUGGUUUUUGUAUGUUGAAGGAGCUUAGUGUGACAAAAUACUUUGUAACACCAAUUGUUUAGAGAGUCCUUAUUUUAGUACAAUACUUAGAUAAUGAAGCUAAUUGUUUUUUUAAUUUUUUAGACCGAGUAUAUUUGAAUCUACAACUUUAUUAGAAAUGAAUAAUCUCUUGUUAUAAAAAAAUUUUCUUAUAUUUUACAAAA
Jatropha curcas is the source of this 1362-nucleotide messenger RNA. RefSeq names its product eukaryotic translation initiation factor 3 subunit I. Gene Ontology annotation, cellular component: eukaryotic translation initiation factor 3 complex, eIF3m; cytoplasm. The record is from RefSeq and is a predicted model, not a curated record. Gene Ontology annotation, molecular function: protein binding; RNA binding; translation initiation factor activity. Lineage: Eukaryota; Viridiplantae; Streptophyta; Magnoliopsida; Malpighiales; Euphorbiaceae. Gene Ontology annotation, biological process: cytoplasmic translational initiation.